AUGUCGCCAAAUGUGCCGCAGCUUCCGUCUGAACAGGUGUCGACCAACCUCCCGCUAGACUCGCCCAAUGGCGUAGACGGCCGAGACUCGGGGUUCUCGUCCGGAGUGUCGUCCGGCAAAGACCCCAGCACCAGCUCGGGCACCAACUCGGGCUCCAACUGCGAAACGUCAUCGGGCUCGGGCUCGGGCUCCAACUCCGCCAACGAGGGCUCGGCCAAUGAGGGCUCCAAACCCGAAACCAAGUCUGCGCUCAGAACUAAGAAGGACGCCGCCACCGCCCAGACCUCCGCCAAACGCUCCCUCUCAGACACGCUCCCCAAGCAGGUGGAGACGGUGGCGCCUCGAUCGAGCUCCAACUCAAAGUACCGCAAGCUUGACGAAAUGUUCUCCAACGAAGAGGCAAAGUGGAACGGCGAGACUCCUCCCGUUUCUCUGUCCAACACCCCCUCCGACAAGUUCCUCUCGCCUCCUGCAAGCGAAAUGACCACCAACGCUACCUCGUCCAGAGACACCCGACGACGAUACCGGUCAAAGUCGCCGCAGAGACCCAAGGAGGACUUGCGACGAGACGACCACACCAACCGCCAGUCGUCCCGAGAGGAACCCUCUGCCCAGCGUCGCCACAGCAACCACAACCGCAAUUCCUACUACCCCGGCUACUCAAGGGAUGCACGAGACCGUGACUCCCGAGACCGAGACCGAGACCGUGACCGUGACCGUGACUCCAGGGACCAAAGAGACCGAGACAACUUCGAAUGGAAACAGUUUCGAGACCGUGACCGUGACCGUGACCGUGACUACCGCAACACAAACGGGUGGGAGCGCUACAGACCUGACUGGGUACAGGAAUGGGACACAUACCGCAACCGGGACAGCGAGAGAGCGCGGGCCCGGUACCGUCGAUGGGAGACGGAGCAUGAGCGCAACUACGAGCGCCGAGGCCCCAUCUCCAAGAACCACGAGCUGUCUGCCGAAGACAGAGACAAGCGAACUGUUUACGUUCAGCAGGUGGCCCCCCACGUGCAGUCGACCGAGCUGUUUGACUUCUUUGCAGAAGCCGGCCCCGUGCAUGACGUGUCGCUCGUCAAGGACCGCAGCAGUAGAUGCCGGGGUGUUGCAUUUGUGGAGUUUGAGGACGUGGAGUCUGUCUCCCGCGCCAUCGGACUCACAGGCCGGUCUCUUCAUGGCCAGGCUCUUCUUAUUCGGUGCACUGACAGUGCUCGAAACCGAGAGGAGCAGCAGUCCGAGGCAUCUUUCAACAGCUCUGGUGCAGGCAGUACCCAUGCCGUGGCCAAUGUGAACGCAUCCACAUCUGCCAUUGACAGUGUUCGGUUCCACCGUCUCUAUGUCGGCAAUAUUUAUUUUGGUGUCACAGAGGGCGAAAUCAUUCAGAUCUUCGAGGCCUUUGGACCCAUCGAGUUUGCCGACCUCCAAAAGGAGAAGACGGGUAAGUCCAAGGGCUACUGCUUCAUCCAGUACGUCAAUCCUGAUGAUGCCAAGACUGCUCUUGAGAAGAUGAACGGCUUUGAGCUUGCUGGUCGCAAGCUCAGAGUCGGUCUCGGGCUGGGAGAACGUGGGGCCACCAAGGCCCGCAAGAUCCUCACCGAGAUUGGUCUUCUGGCUGCAGACGGUGUGUCUCGCUCUGCAGACCAGGUCGCCACCCAGAUUGCAGUCGACCGUCAGAACCAGAAGCUCAAGCUCAAGGACCAGCGUAACCAGCAGCGCGAACUCGAACAACGUGAAAUCGAGUUGCGAGGCACCUCACACGUCAAAUCUGAACUCGAUGGCCACAAGCAGUACCAGGGGUCUGUGGAGUUCACCUCCAAGUGUGCCCUUCUACGAAACAUGUUCAACUACAGCGAGUGA
Molecule: messenger RNA, 1866 nt
Organism: Yarrowia lipolytica CLIB122
Lineage: Eukaryota; Fungi; Ascomycota; Dipodascomycetes; Dipodascales
Biological process (GO): mRNA processing
Cellular component (GO): nucleus
Molecular function (GO): U1 snRNP binding; RNA binding
Source: RefSeq, a predicted model, not a curated record